AUGACAUUACUCGGAGAAAACUUAAAAGAAUUAAAGCUGAGUUGUCCAAAGGAGUAUAUGACGGCAAAAACCUGGACACGGAAUAGCUAUACAGUGCCUGUACAGGUGAGGCGCCAAAGCGUAAAAGUCGUCCACGAUUACGGUUUCGUACAUCGUGAUAUCAAGCCGAAUAAUUUCGUCAUGGGAUAUCGAGAUGACUACGAAAGAGCGCGAAUCGUACACAUUCUCGAUUUUGGACUAUCUAGAAAGAUGGAAAAUGGGUCCCAAGACGAGCACGAGGUACGGCCGAAUUCCGCGGAACGUUACGAUAUUGCUCACCGAACGUGCACGAAGAAGAAAGAACAGGGACGUCGCGAUGAUCUGUGGUCACUUUACUAUGUUUUUAUCGAGUUACAUUGUGGACUUCCAUGGCAGACAUUACGUGACAAGCAAAAGGUCGAGUUGCUGAAACUGAACAUGAACGAUAAGGACCUUGUGCUGAACUUCCCAGUUGAACUUCAUGGCAUUAUACCGUAUCUACGUACGCUGAAUUACUAUCAAAGACCUGAUUAUUCGAUGUUCUACAAUGGUCUAGUGGCAGUAAUGAAACGUGUGGGAGCUAAAGCAUCGGAUCCGUACGAUUGGGAAAGGCCAGAAUAUGUCAAAAAUAUCCAAAAACGUUUGAAAGGACCGUACGCCUGGGAGAAUGCAGCGGAAUUUUUCAAAAGUGAUCCUAUCAAGGUGAACUCGGCUCCGCCUCCAAAGAAGAAGAAGCGGAAGGAGACAGUCAAGCAGUUCCCACCGCUGGAAGAGGAAGGAAGGAGAGACUCGUCCGAACAUACGGCCGGUAGUACAGACAUAGAAAAACGAAUAGAAUUGCCAACGGAAUUGACAAUGACCGAAAUGGACAAGAAGCUUUUCGAGCGGUUCGGUAUUCAGAAAAAGGAAGACGAAAAAUUACGUGAACUCGGUUGUUCCGGUACCGAAACCGAAGAUUGUCCCGCUGUCAAAGAAAAGAUUGCCCCUACACCGAAAGACAAAACUGAAGAAGCAAAAGAAAAGCCGAAGAGUGAUUUGAAAGAAGUUGGGCAAAUAAAGGAUGACAAGAAGGAAGAGAUGACAGCGCCGACACCCAAAGAAAACGAUCUCAAGGGCACGGAAGAACCAAAGGGACCAAAGGAACCAAAGGAUCCGCAGGAUAAAAAGCAGACAGAAGGUGGAAAAUCAAGCGACAGUCAACCGCCAUCGGCCGUCGCCGGUCCCGGAUCCGGUCCCAGCUCCGGGCAACAACCUCCUCAAUGA
Molecule: messenger RNA, 1281 nt
Organism: Cooperia oncophora
Lineage: Eukaryota; Metazoa; Nematoda; Chromadorea; Rhabditida; Trichostrongylidae
Source: the annotation of a GenBank genome assembly